AUGAAAAGAAAGGCAGAAGCAGAUUCUAUCGAAAACGAGAAGAAACAAAAACCAAAUAAUUUCCAACACUAUCAUGAUGACUCGGAAGACAAGGUAACAUUCUAUCUCGAUUUAAACAUUGCAUCAAAAUUGCUUUCAGAUAAAAUCAGAGACAACACAGACAAGACGAAAAUAAGGAGAUUUGUUACCAAGAUCAAAAACAGCUCCACAGAAGAAGAAGGAAGAAAUAUUAUGCGAGAAUUCAAUGUUGAUGUGGUAAAAGAGAGAUUUUUACUCACUCAAUUGUGUAAUUCAAUUUUUAACAAGAAAAUAAUUUGGAUUGGAUCUUUAUUCAAGUUGUGGAAUAAUAGAACAUUUGUGGAGAAUAUAGUUAAACAAAGUGGUAAAUAUUAUUCAUACUUUGAGUACGCAUCUGAAUCAUUAAGGAAUGACAGAGAAAUGGUGAUGAUGGCAGUUCAACAUGACAGCUUUGCACUUGGACGUGUAUCUAAAGAAUUAAAGAAUGACAAAGAAAUUGUAAUGCUUGCUGUACAAACACUUGGCCUCACUCUUAUUCAUGCAUCGACAGAAUUGAAAAGUGAUCGAGAAAUUGUUUUGAAGGCAGUUCAGAAGGAUGGUAAAGCACUUUCGUGGGCAGCUGAAGAAUUGAAAAGCGACAGAGAAAUUGUAAUGGCUGCUGUGAAACAAUGGGGAAAAUCAAUCCAAAAUGCAUCUAAAGAAUUGCAACGUGACAGAGAAAUUGUACUAAAUGCCGUUCAACAGGAUGGAAGAGCUCUUGAUUAUGCAUGUGAGGAACUGCACAGUGAUAGAGAACUUGUAUUGGCUGCUGUCAAACAAUAUGGUAAAGCAAUAGAAAUUGCAUCCACCAAAUUGCAACAAGACAGAGAAAUUGUAAUGGCUGCCAUUCAACAAGACAUUGAAGCACUCGAAUAUGCAUCUGAAUUAUUAAGAGAUGAUAGAGAAUUUAUCAAAAUGUUUGCUCUCUACAAUGGAAUUAGAGCACUUUCUUAUGCAAGUGAUGAAUUUCAAAGUGAUAGAGAAAUUGUAAUGCUUGCUGUAAAACAAAAUGGUGUAGCACUUGCGUAUGCAUCUGAAAAAUUGCAAGGUGAUAGAGAAAUUGUAAUGCUUGCUGUUCAACAAGAUGGAUUAGCUCUUGAGUCUGCAUCUGAAGAAUUGAGGAAUGAUAGAGAAAUUGUAUUGGCUGCUGUUCAACAAGACGGAUCAGCUCUUCAAUUUACAUCUGAGGAAUUUCAACGUGAUAGAGAAAUUGUAAAAGCUGCAGUGAAACAAAAUAAUGAUUCAAUUAUUUAUGCAGCCGAUGAAAUGAAAUAUGAUAGAGAAAUUUGUGAAUUACUUUCUGAGGAGGAAGAUGAAGAAGAAGAUGAAGAGGAGGAAGAAUAAAUAUUUCGUGAGCCAACUCUUAUUCUAUGUUCU
Messenger RNA from Naegleria gruberi, 1434 nucleotides. RefSeq lists its product as uncharacterized. The transcript has a single exon. Bases 1 to 1401 code for a protein of 466 amino acids. The record is from RefSeq and is a predicted model, not a curated record. NCBI's taxonomy places the organism in Eukaryota, Heterolobosea, Eutetramitea, Acrasida, Naegleriidae.